CCCAUUGACACCCAUGGAACUCCACUUCCCUGCCAUUCCCUUCCUUUCUCACCUAAUUACACCCAUGGAACUCCAGUUCCCUACCAUUCCCUUCCUUUCUUUGUUCCUUCUAUUUGCAGUCAUAGCGAUCAAGCUAACCAAAUCCACAUCCCAGAAAACACGGGCAAGGAAGCUGCCGCCAAGCCCAUGGAGGCUCCCCAUCAUAGGCCACCUCCACCACUUGGUCGGAGCUGUCCCUCACCGAGCCCUCCGCGAACUGUCCUUGCGGCACGGGCCUCUCAUGCACCUCAGGCUAGGCCAAGUUGAUCACAUCGUUGUCUCCUCCCCGGAGGCCGCGAAAGAGAUCUUGACGACCCAUGACCUCACCUUCGCUUCUAGGACCAAACUGUUUGCUUCUGACGUCUUAGCGUAUGGUGGCACUAACCUCGUCUUCGCUCCUUAUGGCAGCUACUGGCGGCUGCUUAGAAAGAUUUGCGUGCAGGAGCUACUGAGUCCAAAGCGUGUCAACUCAUUUAGAACAUGCCGAGAAGAAGAGAUGUCGGACCUCGUGGGAAGUAUCUCCACGAUAAGCAAAUCUCCAGUUAACCUCAGCGACUUGCUUUUCCUGUCAACCAAAAACCUGGUCUCAAGAGUGGCAUUUGGCAAGAAAUGCAAGCAUGGGCUGAGGUUUCACGCAGCAGCAAAGGAAGGGAUCGAGUUGGUCUCCGGUCUUUGUGUAGCCGAUCUGUUUCCUUCGAUGAAAUUUAUCGAUGUUCUCAGCGGAGGGAGUUCAAAGGCAUCUAAGGUUCACCAGGAGAUCGACAAGGUACUUGAGGAGAUAAUCAAGGAGCACCAAGAGAAGAGAUCUUCCAUGAAUAGCAACAGAGGAGCUCCAGGAGAGGACGAAGAUCUUGUCGACGUUCUUUUAGAUGUAAUGGAAAAUGGCAAACUCGAAUUCCCUCUCGCACUUGACAACAUAAAGGCCGUAAUCUUGGAUAUGUUCCUUGGAGGGACUGAUACGGCGUCGACGACAUUGGAAUGGGCAAUGUCAGAGCUAGCGAGACACCCCGAGGCGAUGCAGAAGGCUCAGGCAGAAGUGCGGCAAGCUCUAAAGGGUAAGGCCAAGAUCCAGGAGGAAGACAUAAGUGAACUACACUACAUGAAACUAGUGAUCAAGGAGACUUUGAGGCUGCACCCACCCGUCCCAUUGCUACUUCCUAGGGACUGCAGCGAGACUUGUGAAUUGGAAGGCUACGAUAUCCCAAUGGGGAGCAGGGUUAUAAUCAAUGUAUGGGCUAUAGCAAGGGAUGCCAGGUACUGGGGGGACGCCGAGAGCUUCAGGCCGGAGCGGUUCUACGUUAGCUCGGUGGAAUACCUAGCGGGAAGCUUCGAGUAUUUGCCUUUUGGUGGGGGGAGGAGGGUGUGCCCUGGCUUCACCUUUGGCAUGGCCCACCUGGAGCUGGCGCUAGCCAACCUCCUCUUCUACUUUGAUUGGAAGCUCCCACAUGGGAUUGCACCGAAGGAUCUAGACAUGGAGGAGUCCAUGGGGGCAACCGUAAGCCGGAAAUCAGCCCUAUGGUUAAUUGCUACUCCUCAUGAACCUAUCUGAAUAUGGGACUAUUUAGCCUAGCAUCAGCGUGAAGUAAAAGCAUUCAGCUACUAUAUAUAGGUUUAAAAGCAUAUUGAAGGCGCAAUUUCGUUAGUAUAUGUCUCCCAAAGAUAUCAGGAUAUCAGUGUGUGUAUAUAUAUAUAUAUAUAUAUAUAUAUAUAUAUAUCUCCCAAAGAUAUAUAUGGUAACUGGUUGUAUUUUGCUUUCUGAUAUUUUGUGUUCUA
Molecule: messenger RNA, 1812 nt
Organism: Elaeis guineensis (African oil palm)
Lineage: Eukaryota; Viridiplantae; Streptophyta; Magnoliopsida; Arecales; Arecaceae
Product: premnaspirodiene oxygenase
Molecular function (GO): heme binding; oxidoreductase activity, acting on paired donors, with incorporation or reduction of molecular oxygen; iron ion binding
Source: RefSeq, a predicted model, not a curated record